AUGGCUGACAAGACGAUACAGCAAACUCAGCGGACACCAACACUUAAACCUCCCUUCGCACCGCGACCUCUCCCACACUCUCACGCCACCUCUCUCACAUCUUCUCCAACAACUGCAUCGCAGCAUGGCACUGCCAACGGCAAUCCGCAAGUCGUCAUCGACGCAACGCCGCUGCCGCCGCUCGACUCGCUGCCUACCAUCGCUGGUCGCGGCAACGAUGCCUUCCUCACGAACAACGACAUCGACAAAUUCUUAGUAGAAGACCUCGACCUCUCGCGACUGAACAAGAUACAUACUCACCUAUGGAUGGCUGGGCGGCCGAUGCGCGCGCGAACCCUGCAUCGAUACAAGAUGUACGGCUACGAGCUGCUAGGCACUCAGCAGAUGGACCUGCACCUACUGAGAUUCUCGAACAAAGUACUGGUCAAGCCGCUGCCGGAGUAUCUCCUCGAUGCGUCAUUCUGGGAACAAUAUCUAUCCGCGAAUAAGGCGCUGCGUGAGAGCGCAACAGGCUGGCUGCUGAGCUACGUGUGGCUCGUCACGUCUCCCCUCGAUCUCAAACUCGCGCACGAGAACGCUCUGCUCCCGGCCGCAGUAACCUGGACGUGGUGGAAAGCUUUCGUUACCGACUUCGUCAACAACAUCGACAUCAACACCCUUCACCAAGUCAACAAACGCUACCACUUCGGUGACCUCCGCCUAUCACGCAUCAACUCGAUCUACCGCACCCGCUAUUUCUACACUCACUUCGUGCGCGGCUACCUGUACGGAUACAACCGCUACGUCGUCUUCUUCGAGCGAAAUUUCUCCUGGAUACUGAUCCUGUUUGUCUUCCUCAGCCUUGUGCUGAGCGCUAUGCAGGUUGGCACUGCGCUUAAUGAGCUCAGUAGCAGCAGAGCCUUCAUGAAGGGAAGCUAUGGCGUCGUGGUGCUGUGCAUGGUCAGUGUGGCCGUGGUGCUGGGCGUUGUUGGAGCGUUCUUCGUCGGAGUGUUCUUGUUCAACAUGGUGAGCGCGAUCAGGCAUGCGGGGAGCGAAGAGAGAAAGAGGGAGAAGUGGAGGGAAGAGAAGAAUAGUGGCGGCAAAGACGUCUGA
This is a messenger RNA of Macroventuria anomochaeta, 1092 nucleotides long. RefSeq lists its product as uncharacterized. The record is from RefSeq and is a predicted model, not a curated record. The transcript has 2 exons. Lineage: Eukaryota; Fungi; Ascomycota; Dothideomycetes; Pleosporales; Didymellaceae. Bases 1 to 1092 code for a protein of 363 amino acids.